Molecule: messenger RNA, 2140 nt
Organism: Onthophagus taurus
Lineage: Eukaryota; Metazoa; Arthropoda; Insecta; Coleoptera; Scarabaeidae
Source: RefSeq, a predicted model, not a curated record
CGUCGUAGGCCUGAAAACUUUGUCUGAAACAAAAUGGGAAAGUCAAAUCGCAGCAAUUAAAGCUAUGUAUUUACAAUUUGACUAUGUUAUCAACUGUCUAAACGAUUUGAAAAAGGAAUGUGGAGAAGAUGCCAAGACUUUGUGUGAUUGUGAAACAGAUUCGAAAGAAAUGUUAACUUUUGAAUUUGUAGUUUCUAUACAUGUAUGGUACCAGGUAACAGUUCAUGUUAACUUAAAAGUGGCUAUUGACGUUCGUUUUGCGACUGGGUUCAAGAAUACCGCCGUACAGAUUUUGAUACUACUCUUGCAGAAGCUCAACUUUUCGUAAAAAAAAGUGAUUUCGAAAUCUCUUAACACGUGACUGUUAUGCACGCUAUUGACACCAUCUCUUAUAAAAGUUGUUUCGUCAUACCAAACAAUUAAAUUAAAAAACCAUUCACAAAAUUGAACCCUUAUUUGUUGGUUACCUGCUUGUAAAUUUUGCACUAGCUGAAUGUGAUACGUAUGAACUUCGAUGCACAAAAGAUUGAGAAAGUCCAAGUCUUCUGGAAGCACGUAACCACGUCAAUAAGGGCUUCCUCUGUCUGUACAUUGUGGCAAAUACGUGGACCUCCUCCAUGAUUUCGCGCAAUACAAAAUUUCCGUAAUCUGCUGUAUGCCCAAGUAAAGACUGCUCGAGACGGCUGCCUCUUCUGAAAUCUUCGGCGAUAGUCUACGGCAGCUGCCAAGGCGCUUCCAUUGCAGAAACUAUAAAGAAAAAUAAUGUCCGCAUAUUCUUGAUUAGUAAAUUCUGACAUGAAGACUAAUAAGUGUUUGAGAAAUCACCAAAUUAACCAUGAAGAGAUUAACUACGCCCUGGUUACACCCCGAUUUUAUAUUUUAUAAAUCAACGUACGGAAAAGAAUAUAAUAAAUAUUUAACAACAUUACAUAAUUUCACUAAACAAGUUAUUCAAGAUAGAAAGAAAACUUACAAAAGCGAUCAUUUACACUCUUUAAGUACAUCAAAAGAUGAAGAUAUUGGUAUAAAAAAACGUCAAGCUUUUCUCGAUUUAUUUAUUGAAAUGUCCAAUAAAGAAAAUGCGCUUACCGAUGAAGAAAUAAGGGAACAAGUUGAUACAUUUAUGUUUGAGGGACAUGAUACAACAACUGCCGCAAUAAACUGGACACUAUUUUUAUUGGGAAAUCACCAAGAUAUCCAAGAUAAAGUUUACGAAGAAGUCAAUCAAGUGUUUCAAAAUUACGAAAACUUAACUAUAAAUAGUUUGAACGAUUUAAAACUUUUAGAAAGGUGUUGUAAAGAAGCGUUAAGAUUAUAUCCAAGCGUUCCGUUUAUAGGAAGAAAAUUAAUUGAGGAUAUUAAAUUAAAGGAGUACUUGAUACCAGCUGGAUGUACAAUUUCGAUUCAAAUGGUGACUCUUCAUAGAAAUCCAAAUGUUUUUCCAAAACCUAAUAAAUUUGAUCCGGACCGAUUUUUACCAGAAAAUACUAAAAAUAGACAUCCUUAUGCUUACGUUCCGUUUAGUGCUGGACCAAGAAAUUGCAUAGGACAAAAAUUUGCAAUUUAUGAAGAAAAAAUUAUUUUGGCUUACAUCUUAAAAAAUUAUAGAAUAAUUUCAACUCAAACGGAAAAAACCAUAAAACCGAUGAUGGAGUUAAUUUUACGCCCAAAAGAUGGGUUAUUCAUCAAAUUAGAACCAAGAGUAUAAAAUUUAACAAUAAUUUUUUCAUCUUCAUAUUUUAUUCUCUAUAAUCUAUUAAUUGUGAUCUUUAUUAUAUUAUUUUUCUUUAAAUAUCUUUUUAUUUUACAUGAUUUAUACCAACAAUAUCGGCUUUAUAAAAAGUAUUUUUAUAAAUUUAAUUAAAAUUGCAAAAUAUUAAAAUUUGCAAAAAUUGAAUUGAAAGUAGAAAUCCUUUAUUAAUAUUAUUGAGUUGCGAAGGUCGCCGGAAAGGCUACGUUUGUGCACGCACAUUACUACAUAUUUACAAAAAAGUAAAUUGCAUAACAAAUUAGUUAUAAUAAAGGUUUAAUUGAAACCGUAUUGUAGAUGGUCUAAAAUACAGUUUAAUGUUUUACUUUAAACUUAUCAAUUUGUUUUAUAGAUGACGUUAUCAAUAAAAAUUAACAAAGAUUUUAUUUA